AUAAGAACAGGCUGUGGCAGUGGGACACGAGGCAGGAGCCCAUGAGCCUCUUUGGGGUGAAAAAGAGAACUUGUAUUUGGCAGGAGAUGAAUUAAAAUGCAGCACACCACGUGCACAGAGGACAGGAUCUACCACGCACUGGAAAGAUGUCUACACGGGCUUAGCAGAGAUGCUGUGUCCAGCAGAUGGGCUGCAGGGCUAUGCCUGAACUGCUGGAGCCUGCAGGAGCUGGUGAGCCGAGACGCUGGCAACUACCUCAUUCUCGUGGAGAAGAUCCUUGGCAAGACCAAAGAGGUGCAGGAGAAGUGCGACUACGACCUGGUGACGCCCCUGGCUCUGCUCUUCUACUCCGCCGUCCUCUAUGCUCCUCACUUCCCGCCGGGCUCCGACCUGCUCCUGAAAGCUGCCAGUGUGUACCACAGCUUCCUGACCUGGCCUGUGCCCUACUGUGACAUCUUCCGUGAGCUGCUCACCUUCAUCAGCAAUGAGCUGAGGGCCCCUGGGAUCACUUUCCAGAGGCUGGUGAGGACAGAGCAGGGGCUGCCUGUGAAGAACUACCAGAGCUCCACUGUGACGGUGCUGCUGCUCAACCGCUCCGAGGUGCAGAGUGAGUUCCUCUCCAUCGCCGAGAAGCUGAGUGCCAGUGAGCACCCCCAGCACGCCACGCUCGUCCUGCUCCUCGAGCACCUCUACCAGGCCAACUUUGGCACCUGCUGUGACCUGGACAGCCUGCACCACCUCCUGAAGUCCAAGACGCUGGAAGAGCUGUCGGAGAUCUACUCCAGUGCCGCUGACGCGCAGGAGGUCGCGGCCGCCAGCAGCGACCCCGGGCUGGCCCGGGAGCGGCUCCAGGCUGUGCUCAGGGACAUCGCUGGGGCCGCCUCCUUUCCUGCCAUCACGGGUGAGGCUCAGCCCCACAAGCUCCACACCAUCCCCAUCCCUGCUGCCCGCUGCUACACGUACAGCUGGGACCAGGAUAACUUCGAUAUCCUCAAUGAUGUCCUCAGCAAGGAGUGCAGCGGUGUUGAGCCCAUGGCCUCGGAGAACGAGGAGGAGGAUGAAGAGGAGGAGGAUGUGGAAACCGACAGCUGCUCCCCUGAGCGGGACUCGCUGCUUUCCCCCCUCUGUGCCAUUUCCAGUGACUGUGUGUACUCUGUGCUCUCAGAGGAGGGAUCUAAGCCCUCACGAAUGUCCCUCUUCACCUCCUCCAAGGACUCCAUCUCGGAGCUGACAGUGGUCUCCAGAAAGUCCCUGAAGUCGUUCGUCUCCAGCCUGAAGGACUGCAUGGACAGCGGGUACGCAGAGGACAGCGACGAGAGCUCCCUGGACGUGGUGGGGAGGACGGAGCUGAAGGCGGAGAAGACCCACCACAAAUACAGGCAAACACUGACGACCAAGAUCUACAGAUUGUUCAAGAGCAAAAGCCAGCUGGUGCUGAGGAGGGAGCUGAAGGACUGCCCGGGCACGGGCUCACUGUCGCUGCGCCGUGCCGAGAGCCUGUGCGCAUCCCAGGCCCGGCUGCGCGUCCCGGCGCGCUCCCGGCGCGCGCACUCGCUGCCGCAGCACGUGCUGAACCAGCACCUGCCGGCCCCGCUGGCCCCACGGCACCUCAGCCUGCCCCGGCGGCCCUUCCUCAGCUACGACGAGGACACCAAGCUGUCCACCCUGCGUGUCGUGGUGUUCGGCUCCGACCGCAUCUCGGGGAAGGUGGCCCGAGCCUACAGCAACCUCAGGCUCAAGGAGAGCGACUGCCCCUCACUGACAAGGUACUUCAAGCUGCAGUUUUUCUACGUCCCGGUGAAGAGGAGCUGCUUGGCUCCCUCGACCCCCCUGAUGCAUCAUCCCUCCCCAGCCCUGGGGGACCCACAGCUCCGGGCACAGGAUCCCACCUCGGCUGGGAUGGAGAGCAGCACUAACGACAUCUCCCACUACAUCGGCGUGUUGGACCCAUGGUACGAGCGCAACGUUCUUGGGCUGAUGAACCUGCCCAUGGAUGUCCUGUGUCAGUCUGCCAAGCCGGAGGCUGAGCCCCAGGAAGACUCCCAGGAGCAGCUGCCCAUCCUGGCAGACAUGAUCCUCUACUAUUGCCGCUUUGCCACACGCCCCGUCCUGCUGCAGCUCUACCAGACAGAGCUCACCUUCAUCGGGGGAGAAAAGAUGACCGAAGUCUUCAUCCAUUCCCUCGAGCUGGGCCACUCAGCAGCCACACGGGCCAUCAAGGCAUCAGGUCCAGGCAGCAAAAGGCUGGGCAUAGAUGGAGACAGGGAAGCAAUCCCAUUAACACUACAGAUUGCCUACAGCAAGACAGCUGUCAGUGGAAGAAGUCACUGGAAUGAUGUUGAGAAGGUCUGCACGUCUGUCAACCUUAGCAAAGCCUGCAAGAAGUAUGAAGAACUUGCCUCAAAGACAGAGUGUCUCAACUUAACCAUGACAGAGGUGGUCAAAAGGCAAAACUCCAAAUCCAAAAAAAGUUUCAAUCAGAUCAGCGUGUCCCAGAUAAAAGUAGACAAGGUCCAGAUUAUUGGUGUCCAGUCCUCCUUCGCUGUGUGCCUGGACCAGGAUGAGCAGAAGAUCCUGCAGAGUGUAACCAGGUGUGAGAUCUCUGUGUGCUACAAACCCAGGGACAGUGAUCCCUUUGCACUGAGAGGGUGCUCUCUGCCUGCCCAGGACCCCUCUGAGUUCCACUCUCUCCUGUGUUUACCCAUUGCCACCUUCAGUGGAGCACUGCCUUGAAGACCCCUGUGUCCUUCCAGACCAGACUCCCAUCCAACACCAAUCCAGGCUCAGGAAAAGGAAGCUGACUGUCCUUCUUUGGACACCCAGCUGUGCUCAUCCAAGAUGUCCUGUAGCUGAAGUGUUAUUGUGGUGGCUUAGCCCAUCCUUGGGAAAUGGGAACGUUGGUGGUGUGCUCUGGUAUCUCUCAGGGUUCCUCAGCAAUGGGAGGAAAGUGCUUUCCUUGAGAUCUCCAGCUGGUUCAGCCAACUGGCAACACCUGGGUGAAGAGGGCAAGGCAAGGACAGGGGGAUUUUCCUGCCAGCAAAAGGUGCUGUGGCUGUGUUUGACAGUGACUGCAAGGCCAGUGGGAUCUGGGGUGGGGAAAGUGAGCUCACGGGGGGGAUAUUUUGGCAAGUGAAUGUCCUUGGCUGAGUGGUGGUGGGUGUCCUGCAAUGUGUGUGGAGUUACAGAUCACCCAGCCGGUGCCAUUUCACCUGUGACAGGUCGAGGAUGCUCAGGGCACUUCUUUGGGGAUGGGGAUGGGCUUUCUCAAGGUUUUCUUUAAAUUCUGAAGGUUGGGUGUCUUGCAGACAAGCAGAGCAACCCAGCUGCAGCCCAGCAGGCCCCCAGCACGGGCUGUAAGCUGCUGUGUGUUCCAGUGAAUUGAGUGCCAUAGGCCAUUCCAGGGCAUGGACAGCAUGCCAUGUAUCCGUGUAUUUAAUGGACAUCCAGGACCUGCAGGAGAGGAGUUUCCAAUUUCUGCAGAAUUUCAGCAUUCACCCAUGAGUAUUCCCUGUUCAUCCCCUGGUCUUGCUUCCUGCUCCCCAGCACCGUUUGCUGGAGGCACCCCAGAGGCUGAAUCCUCAGUAGCUCCUUGGAAUGCAUCAGGAACCAUGCUGAACUCAGGGAGGGAGGGAAGCACUAGGGAAACCACUAGGAUUGCCUUAAGCUCACCUGAAGAAGCACCUUUGAUAGAGAAAGACCCAGCACCAGAACCACUAAUGACACUCACAAGGAAUAAUAGGAUUUGAGAUCCCUCUCCCUGGCAAAAGGCAUUCUUCCCUCCUCCUUCUCUCUGCAAGGCUGUAGGUACAGAAAGGUGCAAUAUUUGGGGGUAUUUAGAGGUAUUCUGACCCAGUGAGCAAAAAAAUAAGACUGGAAGAGCCUUUCCAGGUUUCAUAGCCCUCGAGCUGUUUCUUGGUAGUUUUUGGGGGUUGUACUGGAGAUAAAGAGGAAGAAGAGCAUGCUCCCUGCUUCAGGAUCUUGAUGCCAAGGACAUGUGCUCCCUGGAAAUGUCUGAAAGGGGCCCCCAGUACUGCUGGGGGGCUGCAGGGUUCAGCCAAAGUGUGAUGGGUCAGGUGUGUGUGGAUUCCCCCAUAUCUCCUGGAUGUGUUUAGGGAAUCCCUCCUGUGCCAUCAGCUCUGGUCCUGGCCCUGCUGGCUGCUGGUCCUGCUUUCUGCUCCCACUGUGUGGCUGGGGACAGCUUGGUGACACUUGGAGUGGGGGGUCACACCCUUGGGGUCACCCCAGGGGUGACAUCGUGGUCCUUGCUGGCUCUGGUGUCCUCAGCAGUUGUGUGUAACUUCUGCCAGUGGCCAGAGAUGAGCAAAUACGAGACAUGAACACGCUCCUGAGGCCUCUGUGCUCCAUCCUUCUACUUGAAUCAGCCAUCCCAAGGAUGGUGUUGCCUUGGGGACUCCAAGAAAAGACCCUCAUGUGGGGUGAAGGAUCCAUUGAACGUGAACAUCGAACAGCUCUGGCUCCCCCAGGAUGCAGAGCCAGCUUGGACUCCCAGCAAGGACCCACCUUCCCCAGCCAUGCAGCGACUCCAGGAGCACCCAUCUCUUCCUGCAUGGAGCAGUGUCCAUCCCUCACUCUCAGCACAGGCUUGGCAGGUCGUGCUGGGCUGUCUCCUCCCUCACAGGCUGCCUGCAGGGUGAGGCAGGACCACUGAGGUCACUGCUGUGCACUCCUCUGCAUCACUAUUCUAAACCCAACAGGCUCGAGGGAUCAGAAACAGAUUUUAAUGGCUCUUUCCAUGCACUUGGAAUAAGUUUUCUUCACUGACUUUUCAUUUCCCAGGCAGGUUUGUGUGUGUUUUCUCCAAUGGGGCUGAAAUUUGACAGCUGGUUAUUGUUGUUCAAUACUUUAAAAUAGCACCUUAUCCUGUCAAAACAUUGCUAUUUGUGAUCUUGAUAUCCAUGGCUAAAUAUAUCCCUGCCACUGGUAUGGUAUAAACCACUCUGGUUUCAGCUGGCCCUCCAGGAAUACUGGAGAAGAGAAUUUCCAACCCAUAGAGGAAAAACAAGCACAAACUCUAAGGACUCAUAAUCCUGGCCAAGGUUUUGACCUCUGAUGCU
Messenger RNA from Neopelma chrysocephalum (saffron-crested tyrant-manakin), 5075 nucleotides. It is a transcript of the gene PIK3R5, whose product is annotated as phosphoinositide-3-kinase regulatory subunit 5. Gene Ontology annotation, biological process: positive regulation of MAP kinase activity; G protein-coupled receptor signaling pathway. Bases 97 to 2733 code for a protein of 878 amino acids. Lineage: Eukaryota; Metazoa; Chordata; Aves; Passeriformes; Pipridae. Gene Ontology annotation, molecular function: 1-phosphatidylinositol-3-kinase regulator activity. Gene Ontology annotation, cellular component: phosphatidylinositol 3-kinase complex, class IB. The transcript is spliced from 19 exons. The record is from RefSeq and is a predicted model, not a curated record.